AUGAGCACCCUCGAAAAUGCCCUACCAGAAGGGCUCGUCCAAGCCGUCGUCCAAUCCUUCGCCAUGAUCCUCGUCUCCGAAAUCGGUGACAAAACCUUCCUCAUCGCCGCCAUCCUCGCCAUGCGCCAUCCGCGAAUGCUGGUCUUCGCAGGCGCAUUCGGGUCCCUCGUCGUCAUGUCCAUCCUAUCCGCAGCAAUGGGCCACCUGCUCCCCACGCUCAUACCACGAAAAUGGACACAAAUUGCAGCGUCUGUCCUCUUCCUCGUGUUCGGCGCGAAGAUGUUUAUGGAAGCGAGGGGUAUGAAGGCGGGGAAUGAGAAGAUACAGGAGGAGAUGAGGGAGGCGGAGGAGGAGAUUGAGGAUGAUGAUGCGGGGCAUGAUGGGACGGGGGGGCGGCCGAGUGCUGCAAACGGACUUGAGGGCGGGAGGCCGGUGCAUUCGCCAAAGCCGAAGCGUUUGUCGGCUGUGGAAGGCGCGAGGAAUUUUUGUAGCUUCUUUUUGGGCCCAGUGUUUGUGCAGGCGUUUGUCCUCACCUUUUUGGGUGAAUGGGGCGAUAGAAGUCAGAUUGCGACGAUUGCGCUUGGGGCUGCUCAUAAUGUGUAUCUCGUUACGCUUGGAACGGUGGUGGGCCACUCGUGCUGCACCGCGCUGGCAGUCAUAGGCGGGAGAUACGUGUCCACGAAGAUAUCCGUCAAACAAGUAACAUUUGGCGGGUCCAUUCUGUUCCUCAUCUUCGGCGUCAUAUAUCUCUAUGAAGCCUUCGCCAUGACUAACGACAUGGACCUCAAUAUUCCGAUUUCUCCUUCGUCGGGGAUCCACACCUAA
This is a messenger RNA of Laccaria bicolor S238N-H82, 825 nucleotides long. RefSeq lists its product as uncharacterized. The transcript has 4 exons. The record is from RefSeq and is a predicted model, not a curated record. NCBI's taxonomy places the organism in Eukaryota, Fungi, Basidiomycota, Agaricomycetes, Agaricales, Hydnangiaceae. Gene Ontology annotation, molecular function: calcium ion transmembrane transporter activity; manganese ion transmembrane transporter activity. Bases 1 to 825 code for a protein of 274 amino acids. Gene Ontology annotation, cellular component: Golgi apparatus; fungal-type vacuole membrane. Gene Ontology annotation, biological process: Golgi calcium ion homeostasis; manganese ion transmembrane transport; calcium ion transmembrane transport.